Chlorella variabilis is the source of this 1014-nucleotide messenger RNA. RefSeq lists its product as hypothetical. NCBI's taxonomy places the organism in Eukaryota, Viridiplantae, Chlorophyta, Trebouxiophyceae, Chlorellales, Chlorellaceae. The coding region runs from base 1 to 1014 and encodes 337 amino acids. Gene Ontology annotation, molecular function: ubiquitin protein ligase activity. The transcript has 7 exons. Gene Ontology annotation, biological process: protein ubiquitination. The record is from RefSeq and is a predicted model, not a curated record.
AUGGGAGGCCAGUACUACCCGCCGCAGCCGCAGCCAUACAUGAACAACGGCCAGAUGUACGGCGGCUGGCGCCCGCCCUACCCCCCGCAGCAGUACCCGGCACUCAUGCAGCAGCACCCGAGCGGCCGCAUGCCGCCGCCGCCGCCCGGCGGCGCGGCGGCCCCGGGCGCCGGCCCCGCGCCGGGCCCCAGCCAGGAGCUGACCCAGACGGCCACCAUACGCAACGCCGUCAACCUGAAGAAGAACACCUUGGAGGCCGUGCCCAUUCCAGGCACACCCAACAAGCUGGCCAUCACUUUCACCUUUGACGCCUCCCAGCCCUGCGCCGUCACCACCUUUGUGGCGGCCACCGAGGAGCCGGCCCGUGCCUGCCGCCUCACGCCUGCCAAGCAGGAGGCCGCGCCACCGCUGUUCUACGAAAAGGGGCUGGGCCUCAAGUUCCCGGGCUCUGCCCCCGAGGGCGCCCAGCACGUCAUCGACAUGGGCCUGUACGAUGAGGCGGCGCUGUUUGCCGCGGGCCGCGACACCUUCCCGCUCGUGGUGCGGCUGGAGACGGUGACGGACAAGGGGCGGCGCGAGGGGCGCACGCUGCAGGAGCUGAGCCCCGGCGCGGAGCAGCAGCCGUGGGUGCAGAGCCAGACCACGUUUGCGGUGCUGCACCGCGAGGAGGACGGCAGCUUUGCGGUGCGCACCACCAAGCAGAAGAUCUGGGUGGAGGGGGUCAGCUACGAGCUGCAGGAGAUUUACGGGCUGGAGCAGUCGGUGGCGGCCGCGCGCGCUGAUGCCGACGAUGCCGACAACGAGGAGCGGCUGUGCGUGAUCUGUCUGGUCAACGAGCGGGACACGACGGUGCUGCCCUGCAGGCACAUGUGCAUGUGCCAUGAGUGCGCACAGGAGCUUCGCAAGCAGACCAGCAAGUGCCCCAUCUGCCGCAACCAGGUGGAGAGCCUGCUGCACAUCAAGAUGUACAAGGGGCCCAAGCCGCUGCCGCAGCAGGCGCUGACGGAGCGCUAG